Messenger RNA from Pogoniulus pusillus (Red-fronted tinkerbird), 366 nucleotides. RefSeq names its product protein S100-A7-like. NCBI's taxonomy places the organism in Eukaryota, Metazoa, Chordata, Aves, Piciformes, Lybiidae. Gene Ontology annotation, cellular component: cytoplasm. Bases 1 to 366 code for a protein of 121 amino acids. The record is from RefSeq and is a predicted model, not a curated record. Gene Ontology annotation, molecular function: calcium ion binding; calcium-dependent protein binding. The transcript is spliced from 2 exons.
AUGUCUGCAAGCACCAGGACCACAACCUCCUGUGCUGACUCCAGGCAAUUCCCUGGGAACUGCACCCUAGAGGAGGCCCUGAAGGCCAUUGUGGACAUCUACCAUAGAUACAGCAUCAGGAAGGGGCAGCUUGACCUGCUCAACUUCAACGACUUUGAUAAGCUGCUGAAGGAGCAGGCACCAACCUUCCUGAAAGCCUGCGGCAGGAGCAAGCCUGACUACCUGACCAAGCUGUUCCAAGAGACAGACCUGAACAAGGACAAGGAGCUGAGCUUUGAGGAGUUCCUGACUGUGCUGUCCAAGGUGGCCGACGACUCUCACCGCAUCACCCACAGCCACGAGCGCUGCGGGCCGGACAGGGACUGA